Messenger RNA from Paramecium sonneborni, 311 nucleotides. The record is from the annotation of a GenBank genome assembly. NCBI's taxonomy places the organism in Eukaryota, Ciliophora, Oligohymenophorea, Peniculida, Parameciidae.
AUGUUCCUCAUCAAACCAUAAACACCUACUUUUGGAGAUAAAAAACUAUAAUCCAAACCAGUUAUUCAUGUCCCUGAAAUUACUAAUCAAUCUCGCUUCUAUAGUGUUCCUACUAGAUAAACACAAUAAUAAAGUAGAAGUUCAUCUAUUCGAAAAAAAAAUGACCUCUUAGUAUACAAUAUAUCUAUCAUUAUAUCUAGAUUAAGAAAUGGAAGGAACUCUAUGAAGAAUAAACCAGCUAUUAUUUGCGUCUCCUUAAAGUUAAUAAUAUUAAUCAUAUUGAACUUCCAAAAUUUUAACUAUAAAAAUGA